GAUGGAGGAUGUGCUGGACCUAGGCGAGGAGCGGCGCCGCGGCCCGGCCACCUCCGGAGCCAAGAUGGGUCGCCGAGCUCAACAGGAGUCAACUCAAGCCGAGAAUCACCUCAGUGGCAAGGAUUCUUCUAUUUUGACUGGAGAGGCUCCCCCUCCCAAACCACCCCGCCGGCAAGGAGGCUGGGCAGAUGAAUCUAUGAAGGCUUCAAAAUCAGGAAGGAAGGCUUCUGAAGAAGUGGAAGAUCACCGCCUCAGACAGAAGAGCCUGGAUGGAUCAGAUGACGAAGGAGAUAUUCUUGUUAUUCCGGAUCUGGAAGAAGUACAGGAGGAAGACUUUGUUUUGCAGGUGGCAGCCCCUCCCAGCAUCCAGGUAAACCGGGUGAUGACCUACCGUGACCUGGACAAUGACCUCAUGAAAUACGCAGCCUUUCAGACCCUGGAUGGAGAGAUCGACCUGAAGCUCCUCACCAAAGUACUCGCACCAGAGCAGGAAGUUCGGGAAGACGAUGUCAGCUGGGACUGGGACCAUCUGUACACUGAGGUGUCCUCGGAGCUCCUCACUGAGUGGGACCUGCUGCAGACAGAGAAGGAGGACCCUGUGGAACAGUCCACAAACACCUGAGCCCUUGGGGCACAGCGGACCACUCUCCCUGCGCAGAGUAACCUCUGCUUGGACUUAAAAAAUGCAAUAAGCCUAAAACUAAAAAAGCUUGCAAACAGCUUCGAAUUUUCAUAUGGAAUAUUUUGUAGUAAAAAUAUUUAUUUUCAGGAGACCACAUGGGAUCAUUGAGUUGUAAUAAAUUCCUGUUU
Molossus molossus (Pallas's mastiff bat) is the source of this 810-nucleotide messenger RNA. RefSeq names its product intraflagellar transport 43 (gene IFT43). Gene Ontology annotation, biological process: intraciliary retrograde transport. The coding region runs from base 2 to 622 and encodes 206 amino acids. Lineage: Eukaryota; Metazoa; Chordata; Mammalia; Chiroptera; Molossidae. The transcript is spliced from 9 exons. Gene Ontology annotation, cellular component: intraciliary transport particle A; cilium. The record is from RefSeq and is a predicted model, not a curated record.